AUGAAGUUUUGUGCCAAUUUAUCAUUUAUGUUUUCUGAGGGGGCCACGAUAUUGGAAAGAUAUGCUCUAGCGAAAGAAGCUGGGUUUAAGGCUGUUGAGAGUGGAUUUCCAUUUGGACAUACCUUGGAAGAGGUGAAACAAGCUAAAGAAAAUGCAGGCAUAGAACAAGUCCUUAUUAAUAUAAAAACAGGAGAUGUUACUAAAGGAGAAUUAGGAGUAACUGCAGUACCAGGAAAAGAAAAAGAAUUUCAAGCAAAUUUAAGAGAAACUAUUGAUUAUGCUAAUGCUCUUGGCGCUAGGAAAAUACACAUAAUGGCUGGACAAUUGAAUGAUGUAACACAAAAGAAUUGGGAUGUGUAUGAAAGUAAUCUGAAGUAUGCAGCAGAUGAACUAAAAAAAUAUAAUCUGUUAGGAGUUAUCGAGCCAAUUAACCAACAUUCAGUUCCAUCUUACUUCUUAAGUGAUUUUGGAAAAGCUACUGAUAUCAUCAAGAGGAUAGGCAGUGAAAAUUUAAAAUUACAGUUAGAUAUAUUCCAUUUGCAACAUAUUUGUGGAGAUCUAUCCUACAAUAUAAAGAAUCUCAUGCCACAUGUGGGCCAUGUACAGAUUGCACAAGUGCCAAAUCGUAAUGAACCAGACACAGCAGGGGAGGUAAAUUACAAGUAUAUACUUAAAAGCCUAGAGAGCAAUGGCUACAAUGAUUGGAUUGGCUUGGAGUAUAAACCAGCUGGAAGCACAAAUGAUGGCCUAAAGUGGAUCACUAAAUUCGAAUACAGCUUAUAA
Messenger RNA from Leptosia nina, 783 nucleotides. The record is from the annotation of a GenBank genome assembly. NCBI's taxonomy places the organism in Eukaryota, Metazoa, Arthropoda, Insecta, Lepidoptera, Pieridae.